AUGGCCGACAUCCUCACCCAGCUCCAGACCUGCCUGGACCAAGCAAGUGCCCACCACCCCAGUCAACUCAUGCUGCUGGCAACGCAAUUCUAUGCGACUUUGGGGUAUCUCACAACAUACCACGACAACGCCCCCGCAACACCCCCACCCAAUGUCCCCGACGCCGCACCCGCCCUAGCCAAGAUAGCCAAAAACACCACCUCGCCCCCGGUGCCAGCCUCGAUCGCCGCAUCGACAGGCGGAGCAGCAGGCAGCGCCGCCCAGCAACAAGCCUCGCCCCCUCUCGCACCUCCCCAACAACCCAACGCAGCCGUCGGGACAGCAGCUCCCGAAGGUGAGGACAUCAACCAGCCUCCGACGCCGGACUCGCCGCGCACGUUUGCUAGUCGACAACGUGAGCUGGCGCGCGAUCUUAUUAUCAAGGAGCAGCAGAUUGAGUACCUCAUCUCUGUGCUUCCUGGGAUCGGGGCCUCCGAGGCGGAGCAGGAAGCCCGUAUUCGGGAGUUGGAGGUCCAGCUGCGGGAUGUGGAGAAGGAGCGCGCGGGUAAAGUGCGUGAAUUGAGAAAAUUGAGGGACAGGCUGGAGAAUGUGUUGGGUGCUGUUUCUGUGGGGGUUUAUGGGGAGCGCGAGUAUCAGAAGUGA
Molecule: messenger RNA, 642 nt
Organism: Penicillium alfredii
Lineage: Eukaryota; Fungi; Ascomycota; Eurotiomycetes; Eurotiales; Aspergillaceae
Product: med21 domain-containing protein
Exons: 2
Coding region: 1-642 (213 amino acids)
Biological process (GO): regulation of transcription by RNA polymerase II
Cellular component (GO): mediator complex
Molecular function (GO): transcription coregulator activity
Source: RefSeq, a predicted model, not a curated record